UUCUUUUAUAGUGCUUUUAUUUAAUACGCAAUGGCUUUGGCAUUCCUUCCUUAAGCUUUUUCCGAAGUGAACCGAACUUCAUGUCAAUUAAACAAAACAACGAGUUAUCAUUCCCACGAAUAAGGUACCACAGUCAACGUCAAUAACAAAAGCAAUCAAAGAAUAAAAUACGCAAGGCAAAAUUAUCCAACCACCUCUAAAUGCCCAAACGCGACCCAACAAUUUCUCCGUCUCUAGAUCGUCUGCAUUGUAAACAAAAUAAAUCUCAAAAGUCGUCCAUUAAUCCGCGAAUGUUUACGAGAGAGUACCCCGAAUAUCUAUACGUCGCGCAGCCACCCAAAAACUAAUUCCAGAAUUUACAAGCAUUUCAGUGUCGCGAAUUGUCGGGAAAGCCUUGCAACGAAAAAAAAAACAAAACAAAACAAAACAAAACAAAACAAAACAAAAAGACAAAACACCAGCGAAUAUUUCAACGAUAUUAUAAGCGCGAGCCGGGGACACAAGCGCCGAAAGCUGAUUUCGCAAAACACGGCCGGCCGGCGCUGCGCUAAUUUAUUAACUCGCGUAUAAAGUGCGAGCACGGUGGGAACAACUAUGGCGACCACCGUUCCGUUUGCCGCGACAUCCGCGGCGAACGUUUGCCCCGGAAUUUGUUGCUUCGUGCCACCAGGCGUUUAUCGUAAAAUGUCGCUCGUUGUUUCGGGUUUCAAUCGUAACCGCCCGCAGUGUCGUUCGGGGCAUUCAUCGGCGUACGCGUUGUUCCGAGAUUAAUGCGAUUUUCUUUGGCCGGGCCACGUCAAACGUGGACCAACCGACCGCCGGCGGGCGCGUUUCGCACGGCACCGAGGAACUUUCCAGUUCCAAUCGCCUCCAACCCCCUGAGGGGGUUGGGGUUUUGUUAUCGAUCGUACGGCUACGUAUUCCCCGCGAUACCUUCGGAACGCGACGGACAAUGUCAUCGUUACACUUUCAUGCUUAUGUUUGGCAUUACGGGAUCGCUAUGGCAACUUGACGUGGCAUUCGUCGCCAGUGUUUGCCUCGCUUCCGGACGCGUUUGUUUGCGGAACCGUACGACUUCCUACGCCACGGACAAGACAAUCGGUAGCUCGUUUGUACUUUCGGUCCACAUCCUGGAAUCCUUCGUACGCCUAAGAGGGGAGUACGCCGUAAAAAUUCUCGCAACCCAGUCGAUGAUCUUCCGAUCCAUAGGAUCCUAGACGCGUCAGCCAGGAACGUUACGCGAGCGAAGAAAAGAGGAAGUCACCGAAGAGGAAGGGUGGUGGGAAGAGAUAGAAGCUCACGAUGCCGAUUGAUAUUUACUACCACCCGUGCAGUGCACCGUGUCGGUCGGUUGCGUUACUGGCAAAAGCAAUCGGUGUUCACCUGAACAUAAAGACGCUCAAUUUCUUAAUCAAUGAACACAUGACACCGAGUUUUUUAAAGAUAAAUCCACAGCACACAUUACCAACAAUGGAUGACAAUGGUUUCAUUCUCUGUGAGAGCCGGCCAAUCAUGGGAUACUUGGUGAACAAAUAUGCGAAAAACGACUCAUUGUAUCCAAACGACCCGAAGAAAAGGGGAAAGGUAGACGAGAUGUUGUACUUUGAUAUCGGUGUUCUUUACGACAGCAUAACCAAAUGCUAUUUCCCGGUAGUGCUUGGAAAGAGGAACACCUUACUCGAGGAAGAUGUGCAGGCUGUAGAGACGGCGUGUGAAUUAUUGAAUACAUUCCUGGAAGACAGGGAGUUCGUUGCUGGUGAUACUCUGACCAUCGCUGAUUUCUCCAUCAGCGCGACCAUUUGCCUCGUUCAAAUUUUCGGAUUCGAUAUCGGCCGAUACGAUAACGUGGCGGCUUGGUACAAUCGGUGCACCGAGGUUCUGGAUAAAUUCGGAUACGAGGAGGUGCACAGCCCAGGAAGGAAAAUAGUGGCCGAUAUGUAUUGGCCAAAUUUACAGGAAUCCAAUUAACACCGAUACCGCAGAGCUUGUAAAACCAUGGGCUCGAUGAUGGCUCGCUGGUGAUCGAGAUUAAACAUGAAACCUAUCGAGUCGGUGCAAAUCAUCAGUUCGUUU
This is a messenger RNA of Hylaeus anthracinus, 2073 nucleotides long. Its product is annotated as glutathione S-transferase 1-1-like. Gene Ontology annotation, biological process: glutathione metabolic process. Gene Ontology annotation, molecular function: glutathione transferase activity. The record is from RefSeq and is a predicted model, not a curated record. The coding region runs from base 1303 to 1968 and encodes 221 amino acids. The transcript has 7 exons. NCBI's taxonomy places the organism in Eukaryota, Metazoa, Arthropoda, Insecta, Hymenoptera, Colletidae.